CUCCUACGCGAUGGACAGAGGAGGAAGGCAGAGGCAUGUGAGGAACACAGAGAAUGCAGAAAAAGCAGACUCGGGUUUGGUUUCCAGUUGCAGGAAAAGGAGAAGAGCAGGUAUAUGAUUCUCCAGUGUACAUGUCCACUGGACAAAGAAGCUCUGUAGGAUAACCCGACUGUGGCGGCUACCCUGACCCGGCAGCUCAUUCAUAACCAAUGCCACAUUAAUGACAAAGAUGAAUAGACGUGAAUAGAAGUGACACUGCUCAUGGAUUACUUUAUUCUCUCGCUUCAGCUCUUCCGGAUCUAAAACUCUUGACGGUUAAACACAAGUUCAUUUUAUCAGGUGGAGGAAAUGCCUGGUAAAAGAAAACUAUACACAGUUCCAGAGAAAUGGAAACCAAGGAAAAUCUGACUGCGUCUGAAUAAAAAAAACUGCAUCAUCGCUCCAUCUGUUCUUCAGACACUAGGAGCUCUUUUACACCAUGCCUUGAUUGAGGGAUUGGAAGGAGUGGAAUCUCACAGUGAGGGACUGAGUGGAGUUGUUUGCUUUGCAGCUUGCUUCUGCAGAUGUGAAGUCUUUCCGGAUCAGCUGAGUGGAGACUGUCUGUCUUUACAGAUCUUUUAGAAUCAGCCAUCUAACUCACUGGCUAAACCUUACAGAGAACUGUCAUGCGAGUAAAAAUCAGCUGAGAAGAUCUCUGCUGAGCGUGAACAUCUUUAUUUAUUUAUAUUUUUUCUUUUCUUCUUCUUCUACUGGGAGUGGUUCUGCUGUGAAGGAAUGGUGUUUGAAAUGAUUGUGUGUUUUUAUUAUGCUUAAGAAGGACUUCACUGUCCUUAACAUUCUAUUUUUAUCUUCCAAGCUGCCAUUCUUAUCACUAAAAGCCCACCGGUAGUGAAAAGCCAGGGGUUUCCAUAGAAAUCAGUCCUUAUGGGAAUCCACAGGAAGUGCGAGUAGAGGAUAGCAGAGGAAGGCUGAUGCUACACAUCCUUGUUUGGAGGGGCUUGGUGCCAAAGAUGGGUGUUUAUCCCGUACUGAACCCAUGACUUGGCAAGAGGAGAUCUUCAGUCACAGGGCGAGAUCAUCAACAUAGGAGUGCACUUUGGGGAAGUGGAGACAAGUUUAUUUAUUUAACGAUCUUAAUGCCCCUCACUGGAAUAGACGAGAAUUGUAUUUUUGAUGAAGCAAACAAUAUUCUGUUGCUGUGACAUUGCUACGUUUAUCAGACAAUCGUGUCAGUGUCUCACUGAGUGAUUAUGGUAUGAGGAACAUGUAUGCAGAUGAAGUAAUUUUGCACACUAACUGAUGAGCUAAGCUGUGAGAAAUGAAUUUUCACCCCUGCUGCUGCCUGUUUAUGGCACAAUUCUCUCUACAACCACUACAAGGGGUGAACUGAAAGUGUCUGUCUUGCCCCGAGUCCUUGCCCCAAAUCUUGGUUUGACUGCUUACUCGUCUUUUAAUAAGCCACCAAAACAACAUAUCCGAAGCUGGUUUCCGAAGGACAGCACAAUGGACGACUCUAGUAUUCUAAGACGGCGAGGUCUCCAGAAGGAGCUGAGCCUUCCCCGAAGAGGCAGUUUUUGUCGGACGAGCAACAGGAAGAGCCUGAUAGUGACCUCCAGCACCUCUCCCACUCUACCCAGACCUCACUCACCACUACACGGACAUACGGGGAGCAGCCCAUUGGACAGCCCACGCAAUUUCUCCCCCAACACUGCAGCCCACUUCUCCUUCGUGCCCGCCCGCAGUCACGGGCACAGGGCUGACAGGACGGAUGGCCGGCGCUGGUCUCUCGCCUCACUGCCCUCUUCAGGGUAUGGAACUAACACUCCCAGCUCAACCGUCUCAUCAUCAUGUUCAUCCCAGGAGAAGCUGCACCAGCUGCCCUUCCAGCCCACCGCCGACGAGCUGCACUUCCUCACAAAGCACUUCAGCUCCGAGAGCAUCACUGACGAAGAGGGCAGGAGAUCGCCAGCCAUGCGGCCACGCUCCCGCAGCCUCAGCCCUGGCCGCUCUCCCAUAUCCUUUGACCAUGAGAUCGUCAUGAUGAACCAUGUUUACAAAGAGCGCUUCCCAAAGGCCACGGCUCAGAUGGAGGUGCGUCUGGCCGAGUUCCUGUCCUCCUCAGCGCCAGAGAAGGUCAUGCAUCUGGCAGAUGGUGUCUUGAGCUUCAUCCACCACCAGGUGAUUGAGCUGUCCCGGGACUGCCUGGAGAAAUCGCGCGAGGGCCUCAUCACCUCCCGCUACUUUUAUGAGCUGCAGGAGAACCUGGAGAAACUGCUGCAGGAUGCUCAUGAGCGUUCGGAGAGUGUGGAGGUGACCUUCGUCACCCAGCUCAUUAAGAGGCUGAUGAUCAUCAUUGCUCGGCCUGCCCGGCUGCUGGAGUGUCUGGAAUUCGAUCCUGAGGAGUUCUAUCACCUGCUGGAAGCUGCAGAAGGCCAUGCAAAAGAAGGCCAGGGAAUCAAAUCAGACAUCCCUCGCUAUAUCAUCAGUCAGCUGGGCCUUACUAGAGACCCCUUGGAAGAAAUGGCCCAGCUGACCAGUUAUGACAGUGGAAGCUCAGAAACCCCCGAGACCGAAUGCUGCACUGACGCCUCAGAGAGUCGAGGUGCAACAGUGCAGCCGCCUCAGCCUCAGCCUCAGCCUCAGCCUCAGCCUCAGCCUCAGCCUAAGACCAAAACACCGAGAGAAGAGGACUUUGAGACCAUCAAACUCAUCAGUAACGGAGCUUACGGGGCUGUGUUUUUGGUGAGGCAUAAGGAGACACGUCAGCGGUUUGCCAUGAAAAAGAUCAACAAGCAGAACUUGAUUCUAAGGAACCAGAUCCAGCAAGCAUUUGUAGAGAGGGACAUCCUCACAUUUGCAGAGAACCCAUUCGUUGUCAGCUUUUUCUGCUCUUUCGAAACGCGCAGACAUCUCUGCAUGGUCAUGGAGUAUGUGGAGGGUGGGGACUGUGCCACUCUACUAAAGCACAUCGGUGCUCUGCCUGUGGAUAUGGCACGCAUGUACUUUGCUGAAACUGUACUGGCACUGGAAUACCUGCACAACUAUGGCAUUGUACACCGUGACCUCAAACCUGACAAUCUUCUAAUCACUUCAAUGGGACACAUCAAACUGACAGACUUUGGCCUGUCGAAGAUUGGCCUUAUGAGUCUCACCACAAACCUGUAUGAGGGCCACAUUGAGAAAGAUGCACGCGAGUUCUUAGAUAAACAGGUGUGCGGUACACCUGAAUAUAUUGCCCCGGAGGUGAUACUCAGACAGGGUUAUGGGAAACCAGUGGACUGGUGGGCUAUGGGAGUCAUCCUGUAUGAGUUUCUGGUGGGAUGUGCUCCUUUCUUUGGAGACACCCCAGAGGAGCUGUUUGGGCAAGUUAUCAGCGAUGAGAUAGUGUGGCCUGAGGGAGAUGAAGCUCUACCUCCAGACGCUCAAGACCUCAUCUCUAAACUGCUUCGACAAAACCCACUGGAGCGAUUGGGAACAGGAAGUGCAUUUGAGGUGAAGCAACACAGGUUCUUCAUUGAUCUGGACUGGAACAGUCUCCUCAGGCAGAAAGCUGAGUUUAUUCCUCAGCUUGAGUCUGAGGAGGAUACCAGCUACUUUGACACUCGCUCCGACAGAUAUCACCAUGUUGACUCCGAGGACGAGGAGGAUACAAACGACGAUGAGCAUGUGGAGAUCCGCCAGUUCUCCUCCUGCUCCCCACGAUUUAACAAGGUGUACAGCAGUAUGGAGCGUUUGUCCCUACAUGAGGAGAAGCGGACUCCUCCACCCACUAAACGCAGUCUCAGUGAGGAGGGCGGCGAGCGGUUCGACAGUCUCAGCAGCCUCAAGUCUCGGGACCGUAGCUGGAUGGUCGGCUCACCUGAAAUUUUGCGUAAGCGCCUGUCAGUGUCCGAGUCUUCACACACUGAGAGCGACUCCAGCCCCCCUCUAACGGUGCGCCGUCGCUGCUGCUCUGCAAUCAUCGAGAUGCCUCGCUUCGCUAUCUCCACUGAGGAGGAGAGCACCAGGAAGACUCCAAUCAGGGCUCAGCGCAGUGAAGAGCUCCCCUCUGCCAUCCCAGAACUCCCAGUGGAGAGGGAGCUCCGACUGGAUGAGUCUCCUAUUACGCCAGGCUCCACUUCCAGCCAAGCCACCCAUGGGACACUCACACCUGGUGAUUCCUUGGAUAGAGGAUCUCCUCGCUGCAGCAGUGAAGGAGCAGAUAAUUCCACUCCAAAAGCCAUAAGUGACCUGGCGGUCCGUCGUGCUCGCCAUAGACUGCUGUCAGGAGACACAGAGAAACACACGACACGGCCACUCAACAAGGUCAUCAAAUCAGCCUCGGCCACUGCACUGUCGCUCAUGAUUCCUACAGAGCACCAUGGAGCCUCUCCUCUGGCCAGCCCCAUGUCUCCUCACUCCCUGUCCUCCAAUCCAUCGUCUCGGGACUCAUCUCCCAGCAGGGACCUAUCAUCGGCUGUUUGCAGCGUGAAACCUGCCAUCGUUAUCCACCGCGCAGGCAAGAAGUAUGGCUUCACGCUGCGUGCCAUCCGUGUCUACAUGGGAGACACUGAUAUCUACACCGUACACCAUAUGGUCUGGCAUGUGGAGGAGGGAGGACCAGCUCAUGAAGCAGGUCUAAGAGAGGGAGACCUCAUCACACACGUUAAUGGAGAACCGGUCCACGGCCUUGUUCACACCGAGGUUGUGGAGCUCAUUCUCAAGAGUGGAAAUAAGGUGUCUAUAUCAGCCACUCCCUUUGAGAACACAUCCAUUAAGGUUGGUCCAGCUCGUAAAAGCAGCUACAAGUCAAAAAUGGCUCGGCGCAACAAGAAGACCAAGACAAGAGAGGGACAGGACAGUAAGAAGAGGAACUCCCUAUUUCGGAAGAUUACUAAGCAGGCAUCCCUCCUGCACACCAGUCGCAGCUUGUCCUCUUUAAAUCGUUCAGUGUCAUCGGGUGAGAGUGUACCUGGAUCUCCCACACACAUGUCCCCUCGCUCCCCGACGCAGGGCUAUCGGUCCACACCGGAUUCUUCCCAUUCUGUUGGGGGAAAUUCAUCUCAGAGCAGCUCUCCCAGUUCCAGUGUGCCAAACUCUCCUGCCAGCUCUGGUCAGAUCCGGCCCAGUUCCCUACAUGGCCUGGCCCCAAAGCUGCAGCGCCAGUACCGCUCCCCUCGACGCAAGUCUGCUGGUAACAUUCCUCUGUCUCCGCUGGCCCGUACCCCCUCACCAACGCCCCAGAGCACCUCCCCUCAGCGCUCCCCUUCUCCACUGCCCAGCCAUGCACUUUUGAGCUCUUCCAUCGGUCAGUCCUUUCCUGUAAAACUACACUCUUCUCCUCCGCUAGUGCGCCAGAUCGCUCGUCCGAAGAGUGCUGACCCACCUCGCUCCCCUCUUCUGAAACGUGUUCAAUCAGCUGAGAAACUGGCAGCUUCACUCUCAUCCUCCUCCUCGUCUCCCUCUCCUUCAUCUGCUGCCGAUAAGAAGUUGCCUGUGGGCACUGGUCGCAAGCACAGUCUGGAGAUCUCGCACACAGAAUUUAAGAAGGAGAUGCUCCAGCGGGAGCCAAGUUUGCAGAGCUUACAAGAGUGUGCUAGUGAGACCCUUCUUGGAGGCAGGGUGUCUCCAGCAGAGAAGGGAACUCUGCAGAAGCCUUUAGCCCGGAAGCUAGGUCGGCAGGAGGGCCCUGACUCUACCACUGGAUCGUUAGGGCUGGCUCCUGGUAAGAGCAAGCUGAAGGACAAGCUGUCAGCUAUUCGACAGGACCGUGCCGAACGCAGAGAGUCUCUGCAGAAGCAGGAUGCCAUCCAUGAAGUAGAUUCUUCCGAGGAUGAGACAGAUGAGGGUUCAGAGGAUAGCCAGGAUGGACGCAGGACAACUAUUGUCCCUCCUAGCCAUGUGCUUCGGCCCACAAGUGUGAUAGGAUCCCCACAUAUCAGGACAGGGCUGGCUUCUUUAACCUCUCUCUCUCUGACCCCAACCACAGUGGCUCAGCCCAGCUCCCCACAGCUCAGCCAAGGUCUACAAGCUCAAAACCAGAUGCAAGCCCAACUGCCAUCAUUGACAGAAGCUAAUGCUUCUGAGCAAAAACCCACCCAGACCUUGAUAUCCACUCCCUCUGCAGCCUCUACCUCAGCACUACCAGAAAAUUCCAGCGAGAGACGGGGAAAGGUUCAGGAUUCUGUGUCCAGCAGUAAAACACCUGGUCCUCAACCUAGCUCUCUGACCAGCACUUUUUCUACACCUGGUAGCGCAUUUACCACUGUCAGCAAGGACCCAUUUGUCAAACCCUCAGCACCCCCUCCAGAUCGUAGAACUGCCAAAGUGAGCAGCAAGCAAGAGCCCAGCACGGUGCCUGCCCGGGAACCCCAAACCACUACUCCUCCAACUGGGGGCAUCACUAAGGAGAUGAAGGAGGCAGACAACCGGAGACAAGCAGCAGCGGCUGCUGCAGCUGCCUCCUCCUCCUCUUCCUCCUCCAGCUCCACAGCUGCUGAAAGUGGAGUGGAUAAAGUGGUUUCCCAGCUGGCCACAGUGGCCAAGAGUGUGCUAGGGCCAGUAAAGCUCAACAUACCAGGGACCAAAGAAACCACUGAGCGAAGCAAAGAGGCCAGACCCCAGGCAGACAUGGUGCACCCAAAAAGCAAAGAUUCGCGUUUGAACAGUUCUCGUUCUCCUGAAAAAACAUUUCCAUCUGUUGCUUCUGUCUCCCAAACAGGGCGACAGUCUGAAUUGCCCACUCAGCAGUCCCCUGCGAUAUCCGAGUUACCUUCAACUUCGCAGAGGUUACAGGAGACUGCAGGAGCUUCAAAGAGGCCUUCCACCCCAAAAGACUGCUCAUCAGACCCAGGAUUGUCCCAAGACAGGCCAGGAACUCCAAGGAGCAGUGCCUCCCAGAGGCCCAGCCCUGAAGCCCAUUCCCAAAGUCAGGCCAAACCCACUUCCUCCACACAGCAAGACAAAUCCAGCAAGAAGACAUAGCAGCCCUGCACAGAAGAAAAUGACAACUCAUCGAGCAUGCAUGUUGAAAAAUAAAACACAUACUUCACACUAACCCUGAGAGGAAAGAAGUGAAAGAAGAAAAUGCAAGCAAAGGAGCUCAGCAGCUUCAAUGCUGAAUUGUUAUGUAGUGAGGGCUUUGGAUUGCUUUUAUUUUCCCCUUUUACCACUUUUCUCACCAUUGUUUUAUUAAGUUCAGAAAAAAAAGAAAAUAUGGGGCUAGAAAUAAACCAAUGUGAAAGAUAAAAAACUGUAACAUUCUGUGUGUUUUCACUUGAAUAUCACUUUUUCUCACUUUAUUUGCUGUUUUAGAUCUAGUGGUGCCUUAAUAUUAACUUAAAAUUCCUCCCUUAAGUCCUUUGCCAUUCAUUGAUGGAGGUUAGUUGUAUCUCAGCAAUAAAAUCAUCGUAUGCUUAGCAGUUUCUCUUUAAUGUAGGCAAAUCCUGCGUUAGGUUAGCUGAAAAACACCACGACAUUUUCCAUCAGUUGCUAUUACAGUGACGACCGCUUGAGUACUGUACAUAUAUGUAUGCCUGAUUUCUGAUCAUUCUGGAAUAAUUACUCCUCAGUAGUGAUAGUUAAUUAUAGUUGAUUUCCACAACAGAGCCUAUAAUAGUUAGUUAGUACCAGGUCUCCCAGGUUAGAACAAAAGGUUAAAUUCGUUGUGUGAUUAAAAUGUCAUUUUUUCAUCGUGUGUUUUCUUAGCUUGUAGCUGCCCAUUCAGAUCUGUUAUACUGAAACGUGGUUCAUCUGUGUUCUUAAACAUCUGGCCACAUGUACAUGCUUGAUGUAUAGAUGAUUGUAACAUGAUGGACUGAUAUUAAUGGCAUCGUCUGGUUUUAACGCUUGUAUUCAUACUGAAAAAGCACUCCAAAUUGGAAAUGUUUUGUUUUUAUUUCUAGCCCCUGCUCUCUUUUUUUAUUAUUAUUAUUAUUAUUAUUAAUAAUAAUAAUAACAACUGAAAGGUUUUUAUUUUUAGGAUCUGGACCAACUUGCUGUGUUCUUUCUGUAUAUUUGCCACUAAUCUUUUAAAGUCAGAAAACUUGUACAGGCUUGUUAAUGACUGAGUGAGGUGUGUGUGUGUGUGUGCGUGUGUGCACGUGUGCGCUUAUAUAAAUGAAUAUUUAAUGUUCUGUGUCAGUUUUAUAUCCGAGUGUAUUGGGAGUGUAUCUUGGAUUACAUUCUGUCCUUGCCAUUUCAGCUGUGUCUGAUUUAGAUUAUUACUAGCAGGCAAGGAUGUAUUUGCACAAUCCCUUUUUACUUUGUGUCAUAUGAAAAUGAAAACUAAUAAAAUACAGUCCAGUCAGA
Messenger RNA from Hemibagrus wyckioides, 8289 nucleotides. RefSeq names its product microtubule associated serine/threonine kinase 2 (gene mast2). NCBI's taxonomy places the organism in Eukaryota, Metazoa, Chordata, Actinopteri, Siluriformes, Bagridae. The transcript has 28 exons. Gene Ontology annotation, cellular component: microtubule cytoskeleton. Bases 1504 to 6963 code for a protein of 1819 amino acids. The record is from RefSeq and is a predicted model, not a curated record. Gene Ontology annotation, biological process: peptidyl-serine phosphorylation; intracellular signal transduction. Gene Ontology annotation, molecular function: magnesium ion binding; ATP binding; protein serine/threonine kinase activity.